AAAAUUUCCAGUUUUUAUUGUAUUACUCCCGUUUUAUGUAACUCCACAUUUUUACUAAGUGCCAAAAAUAAUUAAUAUCUUAUCACAUACAAAAAUAUAAAAAAUUGUUCUUGUUCGAUUUCUUCUUGAUUAAUAAACAAAUUUUGUGCCUGAGGCAACUGAUACAGGAAUUCAAUCAAGUAUAUCUUAGUUUCCACUAUGUCCACAUUGGUGUCAGUAGAUGAGCGUAUGUUAAAAGGAAUAAGAAGAAUAAUUCCAAAUUUAAACAACACCAAGUACAAAGGUCAGGAUGGCAGGAUUGGCAUAUUUGGUGGUAGUAAUGAAUAUACAGGUGCACCAUAUUUUGCUGCAAUGAGUGCUCUGCGUACUGGAUGUGACUUAGUACAUAUAUUUUGCACAAAGGAUGCAAGCAUUCCUUUAAAGUCAUAUAGCCCAGAGCCUAUUAUCCAUCCAGUCUUAGACCAGUAUGAUGCAAUUAAGCAAAUAAGACCAUGGCUGGAUCGGUUACAUGUAAUUAUUAUUGGACCUGGUCUUGGUAGAGAGGACAAAAUAUUCAAAACAAUUGUGGAACUUAUUUCAAUUUGUCGUGAAAUGAAAAAACCAUUGGUGAUAGAUGCUGAUGGAUUAUUCUUAGUCAGCCAGAAACCUGACAUCAUAAAAGAGUAUCCAGGUGUUAUUCUUACUCCAAAUGCUAUGGAGUUUAGCCGUUUGGUGAAAGGAGUACUUGACAAAAGUAUUCAACCUACUCCAAUGGUUAAAGCCAAUGAUGUUAAACAUUUGGCAGAUGCUCUUGGGAAAAAUGUAGUAAUUUUGCAUAAAGGAGCAAAGGAUGUAAUAGCAGAUGGUCACAAAGGUACUGAAGCUGUGUCAUGUGGACUGGCAGGAUCUGGAAGAAGGUGUGGAGGACAGGGAGACCUAUUGGUUGGGGCAUUGGCUGUAUUUUGGUGGUGGGCUAUUUGUGCAGGAAGUAGUGAAAGUGCUGUGUCAGCUCCAAUAGCUGCUAGUUAUGCUGCAUCUAGAUUAGUUAGAGAAUGCAACACAUCUGCAUAUAAGAUAAAACAGAGAGGAACAUUAACAUCUGAUAUGAUAGAACAGAUACAACCUGUUUUUGCUAGAAUCUUUGAAACUCACUGUAACAAAACCUCUUCGUUCAAUGGGAGAAAUCGAACACGAAGCACUGAUGAUUGAAAUGUACUUGUAUUUUCUAAUAUUUCAAUAUAAACAACUAACUUAUG
Molecule: messenger RNA, 1235 nt
Organism: Megachile rotundata (alfalfa leafcutting bee)
Lineage: Eukaryota; Metazoa; Arthropoda; Insecta; Hymenoptera; Megachilidae
Gene: Naxd
Product: NAD(P)HX dehydratase
Biological process (GO): metabolite repair
Molecular function (GO): ATP-dependent NAD(P)H-hydrate dehydratase activity
Source: RefSeq, a predicted model, not a curated record